AGGUGAUAGUGUGAGGAAGAGAGAGGAGAUCAUAAAGGAUACCCUGCAACGAUUUCGUUUUCACGUUUUGGGAAGUCCAAAUGCCUACAUCACAAAGGUAAAUGCUGCACCACAGCCCCCUCUGAAGGGAAUGAGAAGCGUUGUGAUUAUUUGUUGAUGCAGCAGCAGCACGACGCUCCCCUGUCUGUCUCCCUCAAAACGUGAGUAACAAGAUGGGGAAUGGAUUAUCAGACCAGAUCUUCCCCAGCCUUCCUUCCUUCCAGGCCCUCCAUAUUGUCAUCCUGGGUCUGGACUGCGCCGGGAAGACCACUGUCCUCUACCGCCUUCGCUUCAACGAGUUUGUGAACACGGUCCCCACUAAGGGAUUCAACACGGAGAAGAUCAAAGUGUCCCUGAGCGCCGGCGGAAAGUCCUGGCGGAAAGCGGCGUUCCACUUCUGGGACGUGGGCGGUCAGGAGAAGCUCCGCCCCCUGUGGCGCUCGUACACGCGGUGUGCCGACGGCAUCGUGUUCGUGGUGGAUUCCGUCGACACCGAGCGCCUAGAGGAAGCCAAGACUGAGCUCCAUAAGAUCACGAGGUUAGCGGAGAACCAGGGGGUGCCGGUUCUAGUGGUGGCCAACAAGCAGGACCUGAGGAACUCUCUGCCGCUUCACGAGAUGGAGCGCUCGCUGGCGCUAGGGGAGCUGGGUAAUGGAACGCCCUGGCACCUGCAGCCCGCCUGCGCCAUCAUAGGGGAGGGGCUACAGGAAGGUCUGGAGAAGCUCCACGCCAUGAUCAUCAAACGGAAGAAGACGCAGAAAGCUCAACAGAAGAAGAAGAAGAGAUUAUCUGAAUAGUCGCACACACAACCGCCAUCUUGUUGGAGCUACACAAGGACUUAACGUGAGAUAACAAUGGUGGUGGAUGGGGACUCAACUGUUGUGGUGUUAACCAUGAGCAGGGCACGUGGUGUUGACUGUGGCAAGAUGUACUACAGUACCCAUAAUGCUCAGUGUCUCGUGGAGCUCUCAGUGACGGGUCAGCUGCUAGCCUGUCUGUUGGCUGAGUUGUAUGAGUCAUAUGGAAUGGGACUAAGUGUGUUCAGGGCUGUGUCGGGCUGUUGUCACUAUGUCCUCACUGGAACUGAUGGAAUAUAUUUUUUUGCACCAUAGCAUGGACUUUGGAUGGCAAUUGUCCUGGCUGGCACAGCAUCACGGGACAGUGGACACUAAUGUCUCUUUAAAUUAAGUGUUAUGCUAUACCAUGAGUCACACAGGGCUUCUCUGAGACAGAACAAUCAAAACACUGAAGUGUCAGAAGUCAAAUGUACACUUGAAUGUAUUCUGUCUAUACUCUCAAGUGUUACAAAAAUAUGUAGCCUACUGUUCAAUCAGUUUGAAGCAUGAAAACACAAUGAAAUUAUAGGUUUACCAAAGCCUUUGUUGACAAUGAGAUUACAUGUGGAAAACACAAAGGACAAUCAAGUUGCAGACAGGCACUUGUGUUAGUGUGACCUCUGAAAGUUAGUCUUUACAAUCAAAGUCAGUAUUUUGUCUCCAUGUUGCUCAAUGGCAGUCUAGAGGGUCUAGAUAGUUCAGCAUAAGCUCGAUGAUUCACUGAGAAGAGAAUACACAGAUGGAUGUUUUUAAACAUUAGUGUAACAAAAUUUUAGAGUUUCAUCAGGGAUAAAUGAUAAGAAUCUACAGCAGUUAGGCUAUUUAAUGUGACUAUCAUUUGGGUUAGGUGGGAGGUGGGGGUAAACACAGCUGUUAGUGUCAGGCAGGAUGGUUGUCUUGUGUAAUUCUGUUGAUUGAUAGGCUGUUGGAUCAGCAUACUCUGAAUAUUCCUUCCUGACUUGGCUAGCUGUCUGAUCUGGACCCUGUACUCCAAAAGUGUCAGGCUUCUGUCAGAUCCAGGCCUAGUACCUGCCUAAGACUUUGGGUGCGUUCCAGAGUGUAGAUCCAGCCCUACUUCAUUAUCUACCUAAAACUUUGGGUGCGUUCCAGAUACACUCAUUCUACUUAGGUCCUUGCAGUUUAUAGGAUCGUUAUCAUGUUGAUGUGGUUCCUGAGACAUUAAAUAGUUAUCCAGAUGAUAUAAAGAUAAUCUGAUCUCAGACCUGUGCAGAGUUUGUGUACCUGGAACGCACCCAUGGACUUCCAUGUUGAUAGAGACAGUCAAAUAAAUGCACUUUAUUGGUCCGUUUUCUGACCUUAGAACUUCCAUCAUCAGAUUUUUGUUUGAGGUUUAUUAUGAUACUUAAAGAAGUGAAAUAUUGAUAUUGCUUCGAAGGAAGCGUUAAAUAAAAAUAAAUUUAAAAAAUGUUACGCUGUUACCACAUUGGAAUGUCAGUUAUGUCCCCCUGUUUACUCUCUGUGUGUGAGGGGGAGGGGCGCUCAUAUUUAUGUUUGUUUGUAUAAAUGUGUUCACCUUGAAUAAAGCAACAAUUAAACACUAA
Coregonus clupeaformis (lake whitefish) is the source of this 2437-nucleotide messenger RNA. Its product is annotated as ADP-ribosylation factor-like protein 4A. The transcript is spliced from 2 exons. Gene Ontology annotation, molecular function: GTP binding; GTPase activity. Gene Ontology annotation, cellular component: cytoplasm. The coding region runs from base 213 to 836 and encodes 207 amino acids. The record is from RefSeq and is a predicted model, not a curated record. Gene Ontology annotation, biological process: intracellular protein transport; vesicle-mediated transport. NCBI's taxonomy places the organism in Eukaryota, Metazoa, Chordata, Actinopteri, Salmoniformes, Salmonidae.